GCUCUCCUCAGUACAGCUCCAUCUCGGUGCCGCGUGAACGCGCAAACCGUCAGUUGUCACAGACGGAUGGAGCAUCUUUGUGGAGGAGACCGACGUCCGUUGUCACGAGCAUAAAGCAUAGUAUUUUCCCAUCCCGUCGGACUGAGGGCAAAGCAGGGCUCGAGGAUACUUUGAUUUGGUGCCAUUAUUUUCGCUCUUGGACAAAGGGCUAUUUAUUUGCUCCUUUAUCGUGUGUCGGGGAUGUGUAUGUGAGUCCGCCGGAUACCGAUGGCCACCCCCGUCCCUAGCAGCAUCAGCACCACCGUCUGCGGCCCGUCAGGCCGGCGCGUCAAUCCACGGCUCUUAUUUCACCAGCAUCGAGACGGGCUGUAGCACCGGGCUGAGAGGACCACCACUUUGGAAAGUAUUGCCUUAGAUGACCUCUGACCUUGGACAAAGGGAUGGGAUACAAGAGGGCUUAACCAACGCAGUAGUUACCAACGCCAACCCAGAAUGUAAAUCCUAGAUUCAUCUGACUUCAAACCAGUGGAGGAACUGUCAUGAGGAGCAGAAGGAUACUGCCACAGCUUAUUUAAAUUCAGUCAAAGGAGCAGGAUAUUAAUAUUGAUGGUAUUGUUCCUCCUGUAUCUUUUAUACCUUCAUCUACUUCCUUUUCAUCCACAUUUGAGAAACACCAUACCAAUCAACCACCUAGAGAAGACCUGGAGCUUCCCUGGAAACGUGGAAUGUACAAGAAGAUAGCGAUUAAUAAUGUUUCCUUGUAAGAAUGUGGAGAUGCAGAGAAAAUAGUUAAAACCGAUACCUGCAGAGCCAGAGUUCUGUUCUAGCCAACAAAACCCCCGAAAGACUCAGUUCCUAUGGUGGUCUCUCUGUAGCCACCUCUUUGCUCUGCAAGGAAAAGGGUUCUGACAUUAUCUCCUUGCUUUUUCCACUGGCCCACGAGGAGCUCGACAUCAAACCAGGAUCCCGUUCUCAAAGGGUUUCUCCAUCCUACCGUGAUGUAGAAGUACAAUGGGUUCACGGGACAGCAAGCAGGAAUGUUUGUCGACUGAACGGAGGGCGUCUGAUUAGAGGCAAGGUGCACUCAGCUAAGACAAAAACAAGGAACCACUGGAGCAUCGAGACGGAGGGGAAAUAAACCAGUAUCACUUUGGAAACCAUUCUGAGGAUUCAAUCCAAUAAAGGGGGAAGGAACAGUGGAACUGCAUUGUCUCUAUCGAAGAGGGGAUUCCUCACUGGAUCCAGCCACAGACUUCAGACAGUGGCUCCGAAGUGGACCAGAACCACGUUCCAAGAUGAGCCACCUGCACGCGGGUCUGAGUCCUGAGACCACGGAGAAGGCCCGCCUAGAGCUGAACGAGAACCCGGACAUGCUGCACCAGGACAUCCAGCAGGUACGAGAUAUGAUCGUGACCCGGCCGGACAUCGGCUUCCUGCGGACCGACGACGACUUCAUCCUGCGCUUCCUGCGAGCCAGGAAGUUCGACCAGGCCGAGACGUUCCGACUGCUGGCCCAAUACUUCCAGUUCCGCCAGCAGAACCUGGACAUGUUUCAGAGCUUCAAGGUGGAUGACCCAGGUAUCAAACGGGCACUGAUGGACGGGUUCCCGGGGGUCCUGGAGACCCCAGACCAACAAGGCCGCAAAAUACUCAUCCUGUUCGCCUCUAACUGGGACCAGGGCAGGAACUCCUUCACAGACAUCUUACGAGCCAUCCUGCUCUCCCUAGAGGUACUGAUCGAGAACCCGGAGCUCCAAAUCAACGGCUUUAUCCUCAUCAUCGACUGGAGCAACUUCUCCUUCAAGCAGGCCUCCAAGCUCACGCCAAACAUCCUGAAGCUGGCCAUCGAAGGCCUCCAGGACAGUUUUCCAGCGCGCUUUGGGGGCAUCCAUUUUGUGAACCAGCCCUGGUACAUCCAUGCCAUGUACACCAUCAUCAAACCUUUCCUCAAAGACAAGACCAGGAAAAGAAUCUUCCUGCACGGCAACAACCUCAACUCUCUGCACCAGCUCAUCCAGCCCGAGUGUCUGCCCUCCGAGUUCGGGGGCACCCUGCCGCCCUACGACAUGGGGAUCUGGGCACGCACGCUGCUUGGGCCUGACUACAACGACGAGACCGAGUAUACAUUGACCUACGACGCCCUGCACGUCAGGGAGAGCUGCGGAGGGGCAGGGGGGGACAAGGAGAUGAUGAAGAGGUCUCAGUCUGCAGUGGAACCAGGAACCUUGAGACACACAGACAGAGAAACCAGUACACAGCCGCUACUGGCUCUAGACUGAGAGACCCACUCACAAAAAUACUCAAUACAAACACACACACGCACGCACGCACACACGCACGCACACACACACACACACUAUGGGAUUCACGUUUGCGUCGUUAUAAACUCUGGACUUGAACAGUCACAGUCAAGCAUUGAUUUGCCAACAAUUGCCAAGCAGCUUCAGUGAUUGUGUGAACACAUGCACAUACAGCGAGCAUACACUCAGAAACACACACAACACCCCUCUCGGAUAGCUCUGCCAUUCUCAACACACACUCAUAAAACUUUGUCCCUUGGUGUUCACAAGUCAAUAAUGUAAGGGUGUAUAUUAUUUAUUUAUUUAUUAUCAAUUGAACACACAACUCUAGUCACCCAAAACCACCGUAUUUGUGUCACACUUUUGUGUUAUGAUUCGAUACAGCAUGUAAAAGACAUUGCAUUGUUUUCAUGUGUGUAUUAUUGCUCUGUCCAAGAUAUGUGUGUGUGAAUUCUCCACAAAAUAUGCACAAGACAAAAGACACAUCCUGUUUUAGUGUGUUAAAGAGCUGGCUUUAUUUGCUUCCUGAUUGGUUAUUAAAUUAUGUUCUCUUUUAGUGGAACCUUCAAAUUGAAUUCCCAUACAAGUGAUUUAUGAGAAGGUAGAGGUCACGCCUCUUGCUCAAGGGGAUUCAAAUUGGGGGUUGGAACCUAGAACCUUUACCUAUCAACCAAACAGCCGACCAGGACAGACAAACUGCCCUUGGCUGGUGAUUGACUUGGUUUGUUGAGAGCCUUCACUGGGCUGACCAGGCCCGCCAAUAUAGCUUCAAUAUCUUGGAGUGGUACUCCAUCCCUUUUCCAAUCUUGCUUCGUAUUAAAAAUCCAAUCUUAGAAAUGAUGUUCCAUAGCCAAGCCGUGUGUGGAAGGUCAUCAGAGCUCUCUCUCUGGAGAACAGAUGGCAAUUUUUGGCAUGAUCAAAGUCUUUGGUUUGAAUGAAAAGGUCACACGGUCUCUCACACACACACACACACACACACACACACACACACACACACACACACACACACACACACACACACACACACACACACACACACACACACACACACACACACACACACACACACACACACACAGUUGAUGUGUUUAAAAAUCGAAUCAAUUUAAAUCGAUUUAAUCUCAUCCGAAGCAGGAAGUUGUUCAAAAGGCAAAAAACAGAUCCACUGCCCCAUACUUCCUUUCAACCAACAACAUGCGUCUAAAGCAGCACUUUUAUGUGCCAGUUGGUACAAACCACUGUCCGUUUCCAGCUGAACAAGUCUCAUAUCUCCCACAUGAUGGGUUCCUCUGAAAGAGCUAGUGAGAGGACACCUAGUCCUCCCUGACACCACCAGUUCCCCCAGAAUGGGGGUACCGGCUCAGACUCAGACAUCACAUGAUCACAGAAAUCCAAGCAGGACAUAACAGGAAAACUAGUGCGAUGAGAGAGUUUUCUGAGCAAUAAGUAUAGUUGGUCUGUUCUAAAACUAGCUUCAUGUCAGUGUAGAGAAAUGUUUUUGUGAGGCUAAUGCUAACGGUAACAGGAAGAAUGCAUCACAGUUAUGGCUCUGUAUCCAAUGAUGUAUCUUCUAACUUAAACAUGCCGACAAAUAAAUGUCAGUAUCAAAAGGUUGAAUAUUUAGAGAUACUUUACUUUGGUAGAAUAUUUUUUUUUCUUUUUUUGUACUUUGAAUGUUAUUUAUUUUAUAUCUCACCUACAAACAGUAAUGAUCACUGCUGUGUGAUUUACAAGAGAAGUAUAUCAAUUUUACUAGGCAGUGUUUCUUUUAAGUUAUCUUUUUUGUUAUUGCAGCAGCAUGAACAAUUGAUCAGAUAUUCUACCAAAGUGGAAUAUGGCUUCAAGUCUCUUGUGUUGCAGUGUAUUUAGCUGAAAGCCCUACAUAUUAAGAACCGGACUCAGAAUGCCAAUCUACCACUUGGAAAUGAAAGUAUUUUAUUUAUGAUUGUAUAUUGUUAAUAUGACCUGUUAUUAUUAUUGCUACACUGCACAAAAUGGAGGAUUGCUGAGGUUUGUUCCUUUUGUUAAUUCAGAUUGAACAGGACGAGCUAUUAAAAUUUUAAAUAACUCUCUGUAAGCCUGCUUUAGAAAAUCUACAGGGAACCAAGCUAAAAAAGACCAGCGUCCCAAUUAACCAUUGGAAACCAUUGACGUUGUCUCUAUUGUAUAUGUGAUUUCACUGAGAGUAACCUACAUACCAACCUGGCGGCUCUUUAGAGCGAUCAGAUUGACCAGCUGCGGUCCACCUUGGUUUUGUGCAGUGUAGACCCUCCUUAGGGCUACACUGACCAGUGAUCAGAUCUCCACACGACUGUAAUGUAUUUUCUUUCAAUGAAUGUAUAGAAGUAAACAUUUACACCAAUCUCUGUGUUAUUCCAGCACUGUGUACCUGCACUUGUGUCAGACAUGAUGUAUUUUUGAAAUGCAGUAUAUAGUAUUCAAAUUAUGUGCUAUUUAAUAUCUCCAGGACAAAAUUAAAGACUUCAAUAAAAAAAGACAAAACCUUA
This is a messenger RNA of Gadus morhua (Atlantic cod), 4807 nucleotides long. Its product is annotated as clavesin-1. Gene Ontology annotation, biological process: lysosome organization. The coding region runs from base 1296 to 2279 and encodes 327 amino acids. Gene Ontology annotation, cellular component: membrane; trans-Golgi network; clathrin-coated vesicle. NCBI's taxonomy places the organism in Eukaryota, Metazoa, Chordata, Actinopteri, Gadiformes, Gadidae. The record is from RefSeq and is a predicted model, not a curated record. The transcript is spliced from 8 exons. Gene Ontology annotation, molecular function: phosphatidylinositol bisphosphate binding.